This is a messenger RNA of Phymastichus coffea, 1791 nucleotides long. RefSeq names its product calcium release-activated calcium channel protein 1-like. NCBI's taxonomy places the organism in Eukaryota, Metazoa, Arthropoda, Insecta, Hymenoptera, Eulophidae. Gene Ontology annotation, cellular component: membrane. Gene Ontology annotation, biological process: store-operated calcium entry. The record is from RefSeq and is a predicted model, not a curated record. Bases 204 to 1235 code for a protein of 343 amino acids. Gene Ontology annotation, molecular function: store-operated calcium channel activity. The transcript is spliced from 3 exons.
GUUCGGCCGCGCGACCCGUCGCGACAACUGCUCUCUCGCUUUGUCACGCGCGAGCGCGCGCGCGUCGCCUCGAGUGCGCACCGGCUCGCAAAGUGCGCGGUAGGAUGCGGAGCUCGCCGGGAAGUCGCGCCGCCGACGGCGGCGUCGGUAGCCCCGCCGGCGUGGACUACUGAGCCUCGCGGCGCGCGAGCCAGCUGCCGAGCAUGUCGGCGACGUCGAGCGCGGGCAAGGAGGUGCAGACCGACGGCUCGGACCGUUUCGCCAGGAGGCCGUUCCCCAAGCCGUCGUCCAGCGAGGAUCUACCCGGCAGGGCGAGCAAGGCCACGCAGAUCGAUAGCUCCGUGUGGAGGAUCGCCGCUUAUCAAGCCCGCUCGCGGCCGACCUCUCUGAGCCAGCUGUCGUACCGCCACAACGCCGACGCCAGCUACGCGGCCACGCAGAGCGAGGGCGUACUGGGCGGCCCGCGGAGCCGCCUCAACACCAGCAACAGCGCCGGGAGCGUCAGCAACAGCGCCGGCAACGGGCGCCACACCGCCGUGGACAUGAGCAAGCUGACGGCCGCUUCGCAGCGGUGCCAGUGCCGCUGCGCCUGCGGCAACGGCGCCGCGGUCGGCGGCCAGCAGGCGCCCUACCUCGGCCCCGAGAACCAGGACAACCCCGAGGGACUGUCGUGGAGGCGGCUCCACAUGUGCCGCGCCAAGCUCAAGGCUACCGCGACCACGUCCGAGCUGCUCAGCGGCUUCGCCAUGGUGGCGAUGGUGGAGCUGCAGAUAAACGAGCCGACGGCGGUGCCGGAAUGGCUGUUCGUGAUGUUCGCCGUGUGCACCACGGUGCUGGUGUCUGUGCACAUCUUCGCGCUGAUGAUCAGCACGUACCUGCUGCCGAACGUGGAGGCGAUAAGCAAGCUGCAAGUGUCGCGCCUGGUGAGCGAGUCGCCGCACGAGCGUAUGCGCGGCUUCAUCGAGCUCGCCUGGGCCUUCUCAACCGUCCUUGGCUUGUUCCUGUUCCUCGUCGAAGUAGCGAUCCUGUGCUGGGUGAAGUUCUGGGACUACUCGUUCACCGCCGCGACGGCCAGCACCGUUAUCGUCAUACCCGUGCUCGUCGUCUUUAUCGCAUUCGCCGUGCACUUCUACCAUUCGCUCGUCGUCUACAAGUGCGAGGCGACCGCUAGCGACAUGAAGGAGCUGGAGAAUAUCAAGAGGAAUUUGGAUAAUCUCGGACAGAGUCACGUGUGACAACCGGCAGCGAGCGCUUAAAUUUCGUUCAAUUGCUUUCGUUCAAUUGCUUGCUUGUACAGCACGCGAGUACCAGAUCGAUGAUCAUUCUUGUUGCGAGAUUUCGUUGUUGCGCUGUGCGUGCUGCUAUUCACGCAAGAUGUCGUGCUCGAAACAACGUCUGCUGAUUUUACAGAUUCGAGCGUCGCAUUAAUCGUCGAGAUGCGUCGAGACGCCAGUUGUGUUUAUGUUUAGGAGUUUUGCGUACGCGGAUUUUUCGCGGAUUUUUCUCUUCUUCGUCGACAGAGCAUUUCUUUUCUACUUACCCUCUCGACCAAUCCGACAUUGUACCUUCGUAUUUUUACCCUUAUUUGCUUUGUUAAGCGAUCAACAACGAACACUUUUCCAAGUGAAAAUGCGGGCCAACGUUUUGACAAGUGCCGUCAAACGUCGUUGAUGUUAAUUAUGUCUAGAUGAGAUUUAUAAACAUUUCGUAUGAGCAGUCAUUGUAACAACGAUAAUGUGAUAUCUAUUAUAAAUAAAAGACUUUAAUCUACUUAAGUAAUGGAGCAGCGUU